Messenger RNA from Lagenorhynchus albirostris (white-beaked dolphin), 1074 nucleotides. It is a transcript of the gene NUDT5, whose product is annotated as nudix hydrolase 5. The coding region runs from base 159 to 914 and encodes 251 amino acids. NCBI's taxonomy places the organism in Eukaryota, Metazoa, Chordata, Mammalia, Artiodactyla, Delphinidae. Gene Ontology annotation, molecular function: ADP-ribose diphosphatase activity. The record is from RefSeq and is a predicted model, not a curated record. Gene Ontology annotation, biological process: nucleoside phosphate metabolic process; ribose phosphate metabolic process. The transcript is spliced from 10 exons. Gene Ontology annotation, cellular component: nucleus.
CUCUCUCAUCAACGCGAGGCGCGCCUGCGGCUCCGGCAGUAGCCCAGCAUCUCCUGAGACUGCUGCCUUGGACCCGUGCUUUCUCCUUUCCUCCCCCUUCCUAAAGGAGUACCCAUCCCUUCGCCCCACGCCUGGGACCUGGGGACUAUAAAGUGAAAAUGGAGCAACAAGAACCAGCAGAUUCUCAAAAUACCAAGCAGUCUAUUAUUUCAGAGGAGUUAAUUUCAGAAGGAAAAUGGGUCAAGCUUGAAAGAACAACUUACAGAGAUCCUACUGGUAAAACAAGUGUGUUGGGGAUGGGACCUUCAGUGCUUUUCCCAGCACUGUCUUCUUCAGUCUUUAGGACUCUAACCCUAGGAGGCAGCAGAGAGAACUGGGCCAGAAGAACUUGGGAAACUGUGAAACGGACAACGAGGAAAGGCCAGUCGGCUGAUGGUGUGGCGGUCAUCCCCGUGCUGCAAAGAACCCUUCACUAUGAAUGCAUCAUUCUGGUGAAGCAGUUCCGACCCCCGAUGGGGGGCUACUGCCUAGAAUUCCCUGCCGGUCUCAUCGAUGACAACGAAAGCCCAGAAGCAGCUGCUCUUCGGGAGCUCGAGGAAGAAACUGGCUACAAGGGCGACGUUGCUGAAUGUUCCCCAGCUGUCUGUAUGGAUCCAGGUUUGUCAAACUGUACCACACAUAUGGUAACCGUAACUAUCAAUGGAGACGAUGCUGAAAACGUAAGGCCUAAGCCAAAGCCAGGAGAUGGAGGUAUGUGUCCCGCUCAGGGGCUGGCCUUGAGUGCCGUGUGGUGCAGCGGGAGCGGCCAUGGCAUUGUGAGUUGCUCAGUUGGGCUCGCCUGGUGUCCGGCUUUAUUUUCACUUGCACUUUGUUUGUUUAGAAUUUGUGGAAGUGAUUUCCUUACCAAAGAAUGACCUGCUGAAGAGAAUUGAUGAUCUGGUAGCUAAUGAACAUCUGACAGUGGACGCCAGAGUCUAUUCCUACGCUCUGGCGCUGAAACAUGCAAACACGAAGCCGCUUGAAGAGCCCUUCCUGAAGUUUUAAGGCCAAAGGACAGUCGCCUUGUUUCUGUAA